Sporothrix schenckii 1099-18 is the source of this 360-nucleotide messenger RNA. RefSeq lists its product as uncharacterized. NCBI's taxonomy places the organism in Eukaryota, Fungi, Ascomycota, Sordariomycetes, Ophiostomatales, Ophiostomataceae. Bases 1 to 360 code for a protein of 119 amino acids. The record is from RefSeq and is a predicted model, not a curated record. The transcript is spliced from 2 exons.
AUGCUUAUCGAGGAUCGGGCGGAGCAAAACCGAAUUGUGAGCGCGGCGCACAAAACCGACACGGUCAAGCCGACGGUGGCCCACGAUAAUGAGGCUUUCUUACACGGCGCGAAUAAGGUGCCUUCUGAGGCCGGGCAAAAUAAGGUUUACGCGGGUGGGGAAGGCGCAGACCACGACGACGGCGAGAUGGAGGGAAGCCAGAGAAAAGACGGGGAAAGCACGAGUGCCAAUCCGGGUCGCUCUUUCCUGUGCGUCAAGGCAAAAAUGGCCACGGAGCACGUCGACAGGACAAAACAGCUACCAAAAAGUCCAGGAAAGAAGCUUUGCCAGGGCACAUUUUGGCCAAGCUUGGAUUAUUGA